UUGAUCUUUCGUUUCAUUCGCCCUCGUAGCGUGCUGAGUUCGAGUGGGGUGAUUUAUCGCACUGAUAGAUACUGGACCUAGCUUUCAAGAUUGAACGUAUUGGUGCGUCUGCUUCGUUCGAGGACACGAAUUUCAUUCUUUUCCUCUAACCGUUGCAAACUCCUCGAUCAGCGGCCAAAAUGAUCAAGAUGCAAGGAACAAGUUUAAGCAGCAUGAAGAAGCAUCCCGCUCUAAUCCCACUGUACGUUUGUAUAGGAGUGGGAGGAUUUAUUGCGACAUUUUACACAUUACGUCUAGCAUUCCGCAGUCCUGAUGUCUCUUGGUUCAAUAAGAAAGAAGCUGAGCCAUGGAACUCCUAUAAGGAUAAACAAUACAAGUUCAUAUCACCAGUCAGAGAUUACAGCAAAGAGAAGAGCCAAGCACCUGAAUAUUAAGUUGCACCGUGUAACUAGUAUUGUUGUAGGAAUAAAUUGUUAUAAUUACUUCCUUCAAGUAAUUUAGAUAUAAGCUCCUUUUGUGAGAUUGCUGAUAUAGUCUAUUGAUAACAGCACAGCAAUCUUGAAAUAUGUUUGAAAGGAUAUUAUAUUUACUAUUAAAUGUAAAUUAUAUAAUUGUCUGUAGAAAUUUAUUUAAUAAAAAACUUAUCUGUGCUGUGUAAUCGGUACUAAUACAAUGUAAACUAAUAUUUUGA
Molecule: messenger RNA, 691 nt
Organism: Harpegnathos saltator (Jerdon's jumping ant)
Lineage: Eukaryota; Metazoa; Arthropoda; Insecta; Hymenoptera; Formicidae
Gene: ND-MLRQ
Product: NADH dehydrogenase (ubiquinone) MLRQ subunit
Exons: 3
Coding region: 180-434 (84 amino acids)
Cellular component (GO): respiratory chain complex IV
Source: RefSeq, a predicted model, not a curated record